Molecule: messenger RNA, 1446 nt
Organism: Labrus mixtus (cuckoo wrasse)
Lineage: Eukaryota; Metazoa; Chordata; Actinopteri; Labriformes; Labridae
Gene: pitx2
Product: paired-like homeodomain 2
Exons: 3
Coding region: 446-1417 (323 amino acids)
Biological process (GO): anatomical structure morphogenesis; regulation of transcription by RNA polymerase II
Cellular component (GO): nucleus
Molecular function (GO): RNA polymerase II cis-regulatory region sequence-specific DNA binding; DNA-binding transcription factor activity, RNA polymerase II-specific
Source: RefSeq, a predicted model, not a curated record
AUAAACACAUUGGCACACAUAUCUCGUUUCUGCAGGCUCCGGUUGGUUGCUCCCACCGUCAUAUCCACAUGGAUGUGCCUGUCAGAGAGAAUAUGGGCGGGCUCAACACGGUGACGUGGAGAGAGGCGUAGGCAACAGCUGAAUGAACAGAGAGCUGUGUAGUGUGUGUAUGCCUCUGGAUCUAAUAUCACCUACCUGUCCUUGUCACUCUGAUAGUCAGCCGAGGUAGCCGCUGUUUACAGCCGAUGCUAUGGCAGCGCUCUCUGGUCUAUUUUAAAGCGUUUCCAGUUAAACCAGAAAGAGGGAACCGCGGGAGGAACCGCUCAGCUGUGCGGCUUUUUUGGACAACUGAACACAUUCCGCAGACGGACUUUUCCGCCCAUCCUCGCUGUACUAGAGAGGACUUUUAUCUGCUUUUGACAGACAGUUGUGCGAUCUUUUACCCAUGAACUCUAUGAGGGAUCCUUUAAACAUAGACCAUCACCACCUUACAGGGAAUAAACUCGUCUCUACGCACCACACGGCUCUGGCGAUGGCCUCUACAUUACAGCCGCUGCAGCGGACAGUGGACUCUAAACACCGGUUAGAGGUGCACACGGUGUCGGACACAUCCAGCCCGGAGUCAGUCGGUAAGAGCCGCCGGGAUGCAGAUGUUCCCAAAAAAGAAAAAACCCAGAAUAAAAACGACGACUCAUCGGAUGACCCGUCCAAAAAGAAGCGGCAGCGGCGGCAGAGGACUCACUUCACCAGCCAGCAGCUGCAGGAGCUGGAGGCCACUUUCCAGAGGAAUCGCUAUCCGGACAUGAGCACGAGGGAGGAGAUAGCCGUGUGGACCAACCUCACAGAGGCCCGGGUCAGGGUUUGGUUCAAGAACCGGCGAGCCAAGUGGAGGAAACGGGAAAGAAACCAACAAGCAGAGCUGUGCAAAAACGGCUUCGGCCCGCAGUUCAACGGACUCAUGCAGCCCUACGAGGACAUGUACCCCAGCUACACGUACAACAACUGGGCCGCCAAGGGCCUCACGUCGGCCUCUUUAUCCACCAAAAGCUUCCCCUUCUUCAACUCCAUGAAUGUCAACCCCUUGUCCUCGCAGACCAUGUUCUCGCCGCCCAACUCCAUAUCCUCCAUGACUUCCAGCAUGGUGCCAUCGGCGGUGACGGGCGUGCCGGGCUCCAGCCUCAACAGCCUCAAUAACUUGAACAACCUCAGUAACCCGUCCCUCAACUCGGGGGUGCCCACGUCGGCGUGCCCCUACGCGCCUCCGACCCCUCCUUACGUGUACAGGGACACUUGUAACUCCAGCCUGGCCAGCCUGAGACUGAAAGCCAAGCAGCACUCGAGUUUUGGAUACGCCAGUGUGCAGAAUCCAGCCACUAAUCUGAGCGCUUGCCAAUACGCCGUGGACAGACCAGUCUAAUACCUACAUGCACUGCAAAAAAAAGAAAA